AUGAAAUGGCUGGAAAUUCUUGUUGAUCUCGGAGCUAUUUGUGGUUUGACAUCAGUGAUACUAGUUAAUUUGCUUGCACAACCACGAAUAUUGUAUCGAAUGUCUAAAGAUGGUUUAAUGCCAAAUUGGUUCAGCAAAGAACGUCACAUACCAGAAACAGCUUCGCCAUCAGGUAUUUCAACCCAAUCGACUGACGUAGCUCCUCCUACUGUAAUACGAGAAACACCAUUUACAGCCACAAUUUUCACAGGUAUUGUGUGUGCUUUGCUCGGUGGGUUUCUUCCAAUUGAAUUUUUGAGUGAUCUAACAUCAGUUGGUUGUUUAUUUGCUUAUUUAAUGGUACACCUCGGAGUAAUCAUCUUGUUUUUUACCAACCGUGGUAAUCCAUCAAACAGCAAUUCUACCGACCGAGUUGCACGUCCUUCAGAUCAAAAGUAUUUUGACUUUCCAAGUAAAACAUUAUUUAUACCCAUUAUUGGUAUAUUAGGUUGUAUUCUUUUAAUGUAUAGCAGUAUCCAAGAAACAUCAAUAAGAUGGAGCAUUUGGACAGCAAUUGGCAUAAUUAUUUAUUUUGUCUAUAGUAUGAAUAACUCUAAGUUAGGAAAAAGUCGAAAAUCUUUUGAAAUGUCACCACCACGAGAUCGACAUGGUGACUUACGAUUGCAGCAACUGCAACAAUAUAAAACAGAACGCCAAACAGAACUAAAUGCUUAA
Molecule: messenger RNA, 714 nt
Organism: Didymodactylos carnosus
Lineage: Eukaryota; Metazoa; Rotifera; Eurotatoria; Philodinida; Philodinidae
Source: the annotation of a GenBank genome assembly